Ictalurus furcatus (blue catfish) is the source of this 1915-nucleotide messenger RNA. RefSeq lists its product as uncharacterized. The transcript is spliced from 3 exons. Bases 150 to 1706 code for a protein of 518 amino acids. Gene Ontology annotation, molecular function: structural molecule activity. Gene Ontology annotation, cellular component: bicellular tight junction; plasma membrane. NCBI's taxonomy places the organism in Eukaryota, Metazoa, Chordata, Actinopteri, Siluriformes, Ictaluridae. The record is from RefSeq and is a predicted model, not a curated record. Gene Ontology annotation, biological process: bicellular tight junction assembly; cell adhesion.
GUAUCAGUACAAACUAUUUACUCCACCCUUCAAAAGGCACCAUAUAACCUGCUGGUCAAAAGAGGUUCCUCACUGUUCUGCCAUCGUAGCACAUAUACGGAAGACCAGACACUUUCACAGCAGUGAGUUAGCACUCAAAAGAAACUAAAAUGGUGUCCAUGUGCCGCCAGAUGCUGGGCUUUGGCCUGGGCAUCAUUGGCUUCUUGGGGACCAUCAUUGUUUGCGCCCUUCCCAUGUGGAAGGUAACAGCAUUCAUCGGAGCCAACAUUGUGACGGCGCAGAUCAUCUGGGAGGGGUUGUGGAUGACCUGUGUCAUGCAGAGUACAGGCCAGAUGCAGUGUAAAAUCUACGACUCCAUGCUGGCACUGCCCCAGGAUCUGCAGGCCGCCCGAGCUCUGAUCAUCAUCUCCAUCAUCAUCUGCCUGUUUGCAAUGAUCCUGGGAAUCAAUGGAGGCAAGUGCACCAACUUUGUGGAGAAUGAGAGCAAAAAGAUCAAAGUGGCUAUUGCCAGUGGCGUCACCUUCAUCAUUGCUGGAGUCCUGUGUCUCAUCCCAGUCUGCUGGUCCACCAACACCAUCAUCCAGGACUUCUACAACCCCAUCGUCAACAGUGCUCAGAAGAGGGAGCUUGGGGCUGCACUCUACAUUGGCUUUGGCACUGCUGCACUUUUGAUUCUCGGUGGAGGUCUUCUCUGCAGUUCCUGUCCACCGCAAGAGGAGAAGAAUUACAACAAUGGCUACAAGUACUCCCAGCCACGUUCCAUUGCCAAUAGCAAAGCCUACAAUUUCAUUGCUUAUACGAUGCGCCAGUCAUCCACACAAUCGGUUGCUAUAGGCUCAACUGUUCACAAAGGAAAGGGGGAAGGCAUUUCCCUUCAGCAGGGACUCUCAUUGGCUAUUGAAGGCUAUGGACAGGACAUGGACGCUCCUAUUGGUUCAAAUGAGGUGUCAAUCGAAAGCUGUGCUGGAGAGAAAAAAAGAGUCAAUCACUCAGUGUUGCGUGCAUCUCAUUUGGAAAUGGCAUCAGUGGGGCUGCAGAUGCUAGGGAGCAUACUAGCUCUAAUUGGCUACAUCGGGGUGAUCAUCGUGUGUGGCCUGCCCAUGUGGCGAGUCACGGCCUUCAUCGGAACCAACAUUGUGACAGCCCAGAUUUUCUGGGAGGGCAUCUGGAUGAAUUGCGUGGUGCAGAGCACAGGCCAGAUGCAAUGCAAGGUCUACGAUUCCAUGCUCGCUCUAACUUCGGACCUGCAGGCUGCCCGCGCACUAAUGGUCAUUGCACUGGUGGUGGGCAUCGCUGGGAUCUGUAUGGCCUUUACUGCUGGCAAGUGCACCAAUUUAAUUGCUGAGGGGAAGGGCAAAGCGAGGGCAGCUGUGGCCGCUGGAGUCAUCCUAAUCAUUACAGGUAUCCUUUGCCUCAUUCCUGUGUCCUGGACAGCCAGCAGUAUCAUGAGAGAUUUCUACAACCCCUCACUUGUUGAUGCCCAAAGGCGUGAGCUGGGGGCUUCACUGUACAUUGGAUGGGGAGCCGGACUUCUCUUGGUGCUAGGGGGAGGACUUCUCUGUAGUUCCUGUCCAACACAGCAAAAUCGUGCACCAUCCCUCAAGUACCAGCCAUUCAAAACUAAAUUAUCGACUGGGAAUAAUUCAGUGCCCAGCAAAGUUGCAACAUCACAGAGGUCUACCACGCCAUCUAAGACCUACAUCUAAAAUCAUGUGAAGGACUUUACGCAUAAGACGAUGCUCAAAAUACUAAAUGUUAUGUAAUCGUGUCUAUGUUUUUUUUACUACUAUUUGAAAUUCUGUAGCAUUCUCUCACUGUAUUAAAUUUGUAUAUGUGCACAAUGUUUUGUUUUCACAAAGUUUUUUGACAAAUAAAGGGUCAAACUUACAUUGUAUUGUUCAGAUAACCUGUUGUG